This is a messenger RNA of Drosophila takahashii, 865 nucleotides long. RefSeq lists its product as uncharacterized. NCBI's taxonomy places the organism in Eukaryota, Metazoa, Arthropoda, Insecta, Diptera, Drosophilidae. The record is from RefSeq and is a predicted model, not a curated record.
AUGGAUAAACGUAGAGAUAAGAAUGAUGAAAACGAAAGCCAGUCAUUGUCGGAACCCCAAGAGUCUCAAGUGAUAAUAAAUAUGCCACCAGGCGAUGAAAACGCCCAUGUUGUGUAUUUGCCAGAUGCGAAUUUGGGCGCCACUGAGACGGAGACUUCGGUAGAGGAUCUGGAGAGCAAGCGCGUGUCCUUCGAUCAAGAUGAUGAGCCCUGUACAAGUGGACAGACCGCAGAAAAAAGUCGGAAAUCAAAGGAGGAGGUCAGCACUUUGUCUACUGAGAAUCUUGAGAGCAACACAGAGAGUCCAACCCCCAGACAAUUGCAUAAUGUCCUUCUCUACUGCUUCUCCCGCAAUGUGGAUACCCUGGAAUCCAGUCCAGCGGUGAUACUACAAAUUCCGCAAUACAGCGAACUGGGCACCCAAACGGCCGAGGUAAUAUCACAGCCCCGACGAUUGCGUUUGAAUCUGACCAACCUGCGAACAGAUCGAAAUGGAGCGCCCUGCGAAAGAUCCCAUCACACGAUCACCAUCAGGGGCAACAAUCUGCCGCCCAAUCCUCCCCAGCUGCGGCAAACGAUCUGUGCGCGAAUUGGUCGCUCAAUCGGCGAUUUUGUGGCAGCCUUCUGCCUUUGCCUGCAGGUCAACAAGGACUGUGUCUUCUGUCUGGGCUUCUUUGUGGCCUUUGUGAUCAGUUGCAGUUUCCUCACCGCCUUCUUCUACCGCACCCUCAGCUUCAGCUCAUCGCCGGUGCGAGUGGCCGCCCAUCCAGUGAGUGGCACCUCGCACUAUGAACUGGCCACACUAAAGUUCAAUGGGGGCUUCUACUAUAUCUACAAUAGCAACCAAAAGAAAUUUCUGUAGUGUA